Molecule: messenger RNA, 3171 nt
Organism: Colletotrichum higginsianum IMI 349063
Lineage: Eukaryota; Fungi; Ascomycota; Sordariomycetes; Glomerellales; Glomerellaceae
Product: Kinesin-like protein
Exons: 4
Coding region: 1-3171 (1056 amino acids)
Biological process (GO): microtubule-based movement
Molecular function (GO): microtubule motor activity; ATP binding; microtubule binding
Source: RefSeq, a predicted model, not a curated record
AUGGUCGCCGACCCCAAUGCUGCCUCCAUCACGGUCUCAGUCCGAGUGCGACCGUUCACGAUCCGAGAAGCCGCCCAACUAACCCGCAACGAUGAGGGAACCGUCUUUCUGGGCGAUGGCUCUCUCGCCGCCGCACCACCGAAGCUCCAGAGGGGUGGUAUUAGACCUGUCAUCAAGGUCGUCGACGACAGAUGUCUAGUCUUCGACCCACCCGAGGACAACCCAGUCCACAGAUUCGGCCGAUCUGUCGUGCCCAGCGGCAAGAAGGUCAAGGAUCAGACCUUCAUGUUCGACAGAAUCUUUGACGAAAAUGCCACACAAAACGACGUCUACGAAGGCACCACCAAACAGCUCCUCGACAGCGUCCUCGACGGCUACAAUGCCACCGUCUUUGCCUACGGUGCUACCGGUUGCGGCAAGACGCACACCAUUACCGGCACAUCCCAACACCCCGGAAUCAUCUUCAUGACCAUGCAGGAGCUGUUCGAAAAAAUCAACGAGCGCAGCCAGGACAAGACCACGGAGAUCACCCUCUCCUACCUCGAGAUUUACAAUGAGACCAUCCGCGACCUGUUGAUCCCCGGAGGCAGCAAGCAGGGAUUGAUGCUCCGUGAGGAUUCGAACCAGGCCGUGUCUGUCGCAGGCUUGACGAGCCACCACCCCAAGAACGUGCAAGAGGUCAUGGACAUGAUCGUCCAGGGUAACGAAUGGCGUACUGUCUCACCGACCGAGGCCAACGCGACCUCCUCUCGUUCCCACGCCGUUCUCCAGAUCAACGUCUCGCAAAAGGACCGCAACGCCGACGUCAACGAGCCGCACACCAUGGCAACUCUCAGCAUCAUCGACCUUGCCGGUAGCGAGCGCGCCAGCGCCACCAAGAAUCGCGGCGAGCGUCUGCUCGAAGGCGCAAACAUCAACAAGUCCCUCUUAGCCCUGGGAAGCUGCAUCAAUGCCUUGUGCGACCCGCGCAAGCGCAACCACGUACCAUAUCGCAACAGCAAGCUCACUCGACUCCUCAAGUUCUCCCUUGGCGGCAACUGCAAGACGGUCAUGAUUGUAUGUGUCAGCCCUUCGAGCGUCCACUUCGACGAGACCCAAAACACCCUCCGAUACGCGAACCGAGCCAAGAACAUCCAGACCAAGGUCACCCGUAACGUCUUCAACGUCAACAGACACGUCAAGGACUUCCUUGUCAAGAUUGACGAGCAGAUUGCGCUCAUCAACGAGCUCAAGGCGCAGCAGAAGGAUGCCGAGAAGAUCUUCUACGCCAAGUUCCGCAAGCAACUGGAGAAGCGCGACUCGGUCGCCCGCGAAGGCAUCCAGCGUAUCCGCGUGGCCUACGACAACUCUGCCAACGACAGGCGGGAGAAGAUCAACAACAUGAAGAAGCUGCGCGCUUUCGAAAGGCGCAUUGGCCUGCUCUCGGCUUGGAUUGCCUCGUUCGAUACGGUCUGCGACCAGAGAGGAGACGAAGAUGCGAUGCCCUCGCCCCUCCUCGCCAUUCGCAAGACUGCUCAGGGUAUCAUGGUCGAGUUGGAGCACAGCCGCCACCACAUCCACCAGAAGCUCGAGAACACCAAUUGGGAACGGGCCGUCGAUACCGCCCUCCAUCACAGCAUUAAACAGCUGCCCGGAGGCGACGCCGACGCCGCCGAGAUCGAUACCUUGACUCGCGAGGCGGAGCUUCUCAAGGCCAACUUUGGCAGAGACGCUAACCGUGAAGUUUUAGAUAUGGACAAGGUCGGCGACGCGGCCAUGGUACAGGUUCUCCUGACCGCGCAGUUCGACAUCCUGGCUUCCCUUGAGGACACAUUGGAGAUGAACGAGGAAGAUGCCGUUGCACACGCAAAGCAGAUUAUCAACCGUUUGCUUGAAGCCGGCUUCUCGGCUGCUUCCCACGUCGUCAAGCCCGACGGUGCCAAGAUUCCCGUCGAGAAAUUUUCCCCCAGCAAACGAGGCACCCCGAAGCGCAAGAAGGCGGCUAUCAACAACAUUAAUAAUACUUCUCCUGUCCGUCAGCCUGCCUUUGUCCCGCCUGCCGAGCCUGCGUCUCAACCCUUUGCGUCUCCGAUGAAGUUGUCGCCUCGUCGUAGGAAGGCAGGAGGGCCGCGGAGUCCUCGUAAGGGAGUCUCGUUUACGCCGGUGAAGAAGAAGGCGGAAGCGAAACGGGCUGUUCGCUGGAGGGAUGACGAGGACGAGCAAGGAACACUGGCGGAUUUCGAAAAGACACCCAAGAAGUUCGACUCGACGCCAGAGUACAACUCACCCGACAAGUCGACUCUGAGAAUGCCCGCCCUGCCUUCCUAUCUGCAGACAGAGUCGCCCAACUCGGACACGAGCACGAGCCUGGAACUCCCCGAAUCGGCGUCGAUUCCGGCAGCCAAGCCUAACAGGUUUCAGGCUGGGUUCCUGUCCAAGGGCCGCGUCUCGUCUAUUGGCUCUGGGUCUCCGACGGUGCCGGUCCCGAUAAUGUCGUUGCCCCUGGGCUCGUCCCCGUCGUCGGACAACGGAGACCGUGUGGCUCCGUUGCGCGCUCUCGACGUGCACCGUUCAUCCAACCUGUCUCCGCCGGCCUUUCGCUCUAGAAUUGCGAGGGCCAGCCCGCCUCCGAAGACGACCCUCUCGGGAAACGUCUCGGCCGAUGAGAACAACCCGCCAUCGUCGCACAAUGCAUCCGGCUCCGAGUCGGAGUCGCCCGGGUUCGAUGCCCGGAAGAUCCGAUCUGCCCUGCACUCGAUGAAGAAAGUCCGAGGCGAGCAUCGUCGCGUGUCGUCCAUAGGAGGACCAUCGGCCAACAACGCCAGGCGGGUUUCUUCCGUCAGCUCGCUUGGGUCAAACCAUCGAGCAUCGGCGAGCUUCUCGGGACCGUUGGCUAGCAGCUCCAACGGCAUUUCCCGUCAGCGACGUGCCAGUGCGGAGCGAAGACUUUCGCCACCCAUCAGCUGCUCGCCGACCGACCUCAGGAGCGACCGGGCGUUCACGGCAGGACAAGCGAGACGGAUGCACCUUGGAGGCAGUCUGAGGGGCGAGGGAGGAAGCCCGCAGGCGCCUCAGCACAGAAUGGCCAGUGCCGACUUCAAGAACCGGCGCAUCACGAUCGGCAGCCUGGCGGCUACUGGGAAGAUCGAGAAGACUCACGCGUCCAGACCCAGCGUGGCGGGGUGGCGUUAA